AUGAAUGAGCAAAAGGAGAUUCUUGCGGAAUAUAUUAAAAAUAUCACCUUCUAUUACGAAAAUGACCAAAACCCACAAAUCUGGUAUCCAAUGUUCUAUCAAGGCAUGUUUAAAGAAAAAGACCCUAAUGGGUGGAUUAAGGAAAACAAUGUAAUUUUUUUGAAGGACACACCAAACAAUAUUUUGUAUAACAGAUGGUUUCUCUCUGAAUAUGGCGCUAUAACCGCCUUAGAGUAUUCAUCGAAUGGAAAUUAUAUUAUUGUUGGUCAUUCAUCCGGACUCAUUCAGAUGCGACAUGGCAGUACCGGGACAGUACUUUGUACGCUGCGCAAUAUUCAGUACCCACCUAAGCCAAUAUACGCCCUUGAAUUCAGUUUACAAGAAGAGAGGGUCUGUUAUGCGGCGUGUAUGGAUGGUGCUAUAUACCGAAUUGAAAUACCAAACAUAAACGUGUCAACUGAAGAUCCACCAGAAUUCUGUAUAAGGGCAGACCCAGCCCUCGAAUCAAUGAAUACGCAGUUCUAUGGAGCUCCUGGAAUAUCGUCAUCGUCUACGCCAUUUAUCACGAGUCUCGCAAGUUGGAAGGGAGAUAUCAUCCAGAUCUUGUCAUUUUUUGAAAACUAUUUGCUCGUAAGUAUAUAUCCAGAGCCAAGGUGCCCGGCGCUAUCAUUGGGAAUUACCGCUGACCAGACGAAAAUGGUCAUUGGCUACGGCGACGCCUCCAUUAAAGUGUACGACAUGGAAACCCAAGAGUUAGAUUUGACAUAUAAAGUGCAGAAGCUGCGAGUGCAGUUUAUACCGAAGAAAAUACAACGCUUGCAUACCGGCCAGGUCUGUGCACUGCGCUGCCACGACCAGAAGGUCUACAUGUUCGCUAGUGGAGCCUGGGAUAGAACUUUGAGGAUUUGGGACAUACGGUGCAAAGUUGGCUGUGUAAUGACAUUCGAAGGUGUCAACAUUUGCUCCGACAGCGUUGACUUAAACAGGGACCAUUGCCUAGCAGGUAGCUGGCAACCAACCGAAGCUCUGACAGUAUGGGACCUUGUAGCCAAGAAGAAACUUAAUACUAUACGAGUGCAAAAUCGACGGCCUGAUGUCGACGGCGAGUAUAUUUACGCUUGUCGAUACUGGAGGUCAAAAGAGUUCAAUCGCAAAGGCAAGUAUGCUCUCAUAGGCGGUAGCGGCACGAGCUGCUUAGAAGUGAUUAACUUGCACAAUCGGUACAUUAGCUGCUCAUACCCUGUUACUGGAACGAUCCUGGCGAUCACUAGUCACCAAGAACGAAUAGCCUUUGGAGGCACUGCUCCUGUACUUAAUAUUGUCAGUUUCCACGAUCCCAAACAUGAGCAAUAUAAUGUUGAUGAAACUGAAAUAGAUGGUUCAACAUGGACUCCUGCCGAUGAGUUUCAGCUUUAUUCAUCAACAGAUUUAGGAACAUUUGAAAAUUAG
Parnassius apollo (apollo) is the source of this 1449-nucleotide messenger RNA. The record is from the annotation of a GenBank genome assembly. Lineage: Eukaryota; Metazoa; Arthropoda; Insecta; Lepidoptera; Papilionidae.